AUGCAGAAUGAAAGAGUAGUUUUCUCGUUUCAUUGAUGAUUAACAGAAAACUUUGACACUGUGCUCCACCAAGUGAGUGAAAAACUGAAGUCCAGCUACGUCUAGAAAACAUUUCAACUUUGUUUUUGUGUAUUUAUUCUUCUUAUAUGAACAAGGGAUUCACCUAAGCUAGAGGCUAGCUGUGUCAAACUUGACAGGUAUGUCUGCUCUAUCAUCCUGUUGGACUAAACUCCAGCUGAGGACACACAACAUCAGGACACUUCUCCAAAAGACCGUCUGCGUUUGUCCAAAGCAGGACUCCAGACACCGCAGCUCGGAAAAGCACAAAAGGAGAGUUGUUAUUACUGGUAUAGGGUUAGUGUGUCCUCUGGGCACAGGGACUGCACUGGCCUGGGACAACCUGAUUAAAGGUGAGAGUGGGAUUGUUGCUCUUACCUCAGAGGACUAUAAGACAGUCCCCUGUAAGGUGGCAGCUUUGGUGCCCAGGGGAGAUGGUCAGUUUAAGGAGGAGAGGUUUGCCUCUCGUGGGGAGAUCAACAGCAUGUCCCCAGCCACGGUGAUGGCCCUUGGAGCUGCUCAGCUGGCUCUGGAGGACUCAGGGUGGUACCCCAAAACCCCAGAGGAACAGCUCAACACUGGGGUGGCUGUUGGCAUGGGCAUGGUGUCAUUGGAUGAAAUCGCUCGCACCUCCGCUGCUUUCCAAGAAAAGGGCUACAGCAAAGUCAGCCCCUUCUUUGUGCCUCGUAUCCUUGUCAACAUGGCAGCCGGGCACAUCAGCAUCAGACACAAACUGAAGGGUCCCAACCACGCAGUGUCCACAGCGUGCACCACAGGAGCGCACGCCAUAGGUGAUGCGGCCAGGUUCAUCGCACACGGGGAUGCAGUUGCUAUGGUAACAGGGGGAACUGAAUCCUGUGUGGGGCCUCUGUCAGUGGCCGGCUUUGCCAGGGCACGGGCCCUCGCCACCAAGUGGAAUGACAACCCCACGCAGGCGUCGAGACCCUUUCACCCAGAGAGAGAGGGCUUUGUGAUGGGUGAAGGAGCGGCGGUGCUCCUGCUGGAGGAACUGGACCACGCAGUGAAAAGAGGAGCCAGGAUCUACGCAGAGGUCCUGGGUUAUGGACUCUCAGGGGACGCCAGCCACAUCACCGCACCCACUGCAGAUGGAGAUGGAGCAUUCAGAUGCAUGUCUGCAGCCCUCGCAGAUGCCGGCGUCUCACCAGCAGAUGUGACAUAUGUGAACGCUCAUGCGACAUCCACACCUUUGGGUGAUGCUGCUGAAAAUGCUGCCAUCAAGAGGCUCUUUCAGCAAAGCCUUGAGAACCUGGCUGUGUCCUCCACAAAAGGAGCCACAGGACAUCUGCUUGGGGCCGCAGGGGCCCUGGAGGCAGCAUUCACCGCUUUGGCCUGCUACCACGGGGUCCUCCCCCCGACCCUCAACUUGGACCGUACUGAGCCAGAGUUCAACCUGAAUUAUGUUCCCUGCACAGCGCAGCCAUGGCGGACGCAGGGCCAGCGGGUCGCCCUCACAAACUCAUUUGGAUUUGGCGGCACCAACGCAUCGCUGUGUCUCUCCAGCAUCUGAUGACACACUGAGACUCAUUCUUGACUUUUUUGUUAGGAAUCAGAUCUUAUCCAAGCUGUGUCCUUUACCUCGGGUAUGAUAGAGUUUCACUGAAG
This is a messenger RNA of Plectropomus leopardus (leopard coralgrouper), 1680 nucleotides long. It is a transcript of the gene oxsm, whose product is annotated as 3-oxoacyl-ACP synthase, mitochondrial. Gene Ontology annotation, cellular component: mitochondrion. The record is from RefSeq and is a predicted model, not a curated record. Gene Ontology annotation, molecular function: 3-oxoacyl-[acyl-carrier-protein] synthase activity. Gene Ontology annotation, biological process: fatty acid biosynthetic process. NCBI's taxonomy places the organism in Eukaryota, Metazoa, Chordata, Actinopteri, Perciformes, Serranidae.